GGCAAGCCACUGCCUUACGGUUCGCAGCCUCUUGUGCCAUCUGUCCUCCUCGCAGAGCGGCGAGAGCUUGGCGGGCGCGUGCUCUUUCUCUCUAUCUACCCCCUCUUCUUCGACCCUCCAGACACCGGGGAAUGCGUCGCGAUGAGGAGAUCUGAUCCCGACCUCGCCGGCAGACGCAAGCAGCACGACGGCCGGUCCUGCCACCGGAAGCACGUUGAAGACGGGUAGACGCUGCCGCCGUUUAUCCUCCGCUGUUUCCAAUUUAAUCUACACUUUUCAACCAUCAAAUUUCUUUCGAGCUUAAACUCUGAAACAUCUUAUAUAAAUGGAGGAGCUAGAUUCGUCCUCGCCGGCGGCAGAGGGACGGAGCGUUCUCCAUGGCCGCUAUGAACUGGGCCGCGUCCUAGGUCAAGGUACGUUUGCCAAGGUAUACGUUGCCCGCAACCUGCGCACCGGUAAGAACGUCGCCAUGAAAGUUGUCGACAAGGAGAAGGUUAUCAAGGUGGGGAUGACCGAGCAAGUAAAGCGGGAGAUAUCCGUCAUGAAGAUGGUCACCCACCCAAAUAUCGUCGAGCUUCACGAAGUGAUGGCUACGAGAUCCAAGAUUUACUUCGCCAUGGAGCUCGUACGCGGCGGGGAGCUGUUUUCCAUGAUCGCCCAAUCUGGCCGUCUCAGGGAGGACGCCGCUCGCUCCUACUUCCGGCAGCUCAUUUCAGCUGUGGAUUUCUGCCAUUCGCGCGGCGUAUAUCACCGCGAUCUCAAGCCGGAAAAUCUCCUCCUCGAUGAAGCCGGAAACCUAAAGAUCGCCGACUUCGGUCUCUCCGCCUUCGCAGAUCAUGUCCGCGCCGACGGCCUACUUCACACCACUUGCGGCACGCCGGCCUAUGUUGCUCCGGAGGUCAUCGGAAAUAAGGGUUACGAUGGCGCUAAAGCAGAUCUCUGGUCCUGUGGGGUUAUCCUCUACGUCCUCCUCGCCGGAUCCCUUCCCUUCAAAGACGAUAACAUCAUAAACAUGUACAGAAAGAUCCACCGAGGCGAUUUCAAAUGCCCCCCAUGGUUCUCUACUGACGCUCGCAGCCUCGUUACGAAGUUGCUCGAUCCCAAUCCCAGCACCCGUAUCACCGUCGCUAACCUGAUCGAAAACCCCUGGUUCCGUAAAAACCCCAUUCCCAAACCGAUCUCCGAAGAUCCACCAGCUGCCUCAGCAAAGAAAGAUGGGGAUGAACCAGAGAGACUGAAUGCGUUCCAUCUGAUAUCUCUAUCAGAGGGGUUCGAUCUCUCUCCUCUCUUCGAGAGCAGGGAAAACAUGAGAGAAGAAGGGAUGAGGUUUGCAACAAAGGGGCCGGCGAGUGGGAUCGUAUCAAGACUAGAAGAACUGGCGGCGAGAGUUCCCGGUAAGCUCCGUGUGACGAAGAGCUCAGCCGCAGGGGUUAGGUUGGAAGGAGAGGAGCGGGGCCGCAAAGGGCGACUUGCGGUGGCCGCAGAGAUCUUCGCAGUGGCUCCAUCCGUGCUUGUGGUGGACGUGAAAAUGGACGGCGGCGAUACGCUGGAAUACAAGAGGUUCUGCUGCAACGAUCUCCGGCCUGCGCUCAAGGAUAUAAUGUGGCAAUCAUCGGAAGUUCAGACCACCUCCGCCGCUUGAGUAUUCAACGUAGGUUUCUCCUGCGGCCUUUGUGUUUGUACAGUGAGUGUUUGAUGGAAUAGAAGGCUUGGUUGGAAGCAAUCUCUGUGAUGUUUAAGCUUCAGUCUGUUGGAUUUGGUUUCAUAUUAAUGUGGUUGUAAUUGUAUAAUUGUUAAAUUUUAUGUGAUUUAUUUAA
Phalaenopsis equestris is the source of this 1817-nucleotide messenger RNA. RefSeq names its product CBL-interacting protein kinase 6-like. Gene Ontology annotation, biological process: signal transduction; protein phosphorylation. Gene Ontology annotation, molecular function: ATP binding; protein kinase activity. The record is from RefSeq and is a predicted model, not a curated record. Bases 326 to 1642 code for a protein of 438 amino acids. The transcript has a single exon. Lineage: Eukaryota; Viridiplantae; Streptophyta; Magnoliopsida; Asparagales; Orchidaceae.